GACCCUUUGAAUUCUAUGGGGCUGAUCGCUACAGCCCUCAUCCUUUCCCUCUCAUCGGGUGCCGUCUAGCAUUGAAUUGUUAUCUUCGUAUACAAUUUUUUGCACCAGCAUAGAUCUCCGUGUCAACCCAGUCCAUUGAAGAUAGACGUCCCUUGUUGCUUCUUGUUAUUAUUCUUCCAAUUCUCCGUCCCCGGAUAGCAGGAAGGUAUCUCUAGUGAUCGCCGUAUUCCCGUCCCCCGUUUUUCGGGAUCCCGUUCCGCCUCUGUGAUCCUGUCUCGGGCAGUUGGGGUGUUCACUUGUCCUGGGCCUCAUUUGCGGUGGGAGAAGCCACGGGAGUAAUAAUUUCUUGCCCUUUUCCUCUCCGGUUGGCGUUCCCCGGGCAGUGUUAUUUUUAUCUCGUCAGGUCACGGUUCAGUAAGCAAUUCGCCGCAUCCGCCGUCCUUGUCGUCGUCACCUGUUACCCGUCAGCUGGGCCUCGAUAGACCAUGUCCAUUCCUCACGAUGUAAGCUCCGCUCGCCGGAGGAGCUUUGCCUUCUUCUCCCGACCAAACAAUCCCCCGGAAGCCGACAUUACCACCUGGCCAGUCAGGGAGUUGAUCACGAAACAGAGGCCAAAGUCCGCCUUCUUUACAACCGGCGGUACUGGGUAUGAAGAGGUUGCUACCGUGGUUUGGACAAACAUAGGUUCCCGCCCCAGGCUUCUCACGAAAACCCUUGGCCCGCGUCCCAGAUCGAUGUUCGCAUCCUCAAGGGGUAGGGACCCCGGUAGUCCCCAAGUUGAAUCGUCUGCAAGUUCUUCGAUCGGUUCCUCACAGUCGGACAACAUGCCUCUCCUGCAUCCGAGCAGCAGGGUUAUCAUCCAUUCGGGAGAGGUGGUUUCAAGCGGUGGCCUUCUGCGGAGGAAAAAGGAAUUUAUGGUUUUGACUAGCGAUGAAUUGUUAAGAUACAAGUCGGAGUCCAAAGCUAGCGAGGCUUUUGGAUUGAGUGCACGGUCGCCAACGACUGGGAGGACACCUUCGAUUGGUUCGGCCGGUGAUUUUGUCAGUGAACAUGCUUUGGUCACUAUGAUGAAUCAGGUUGUUGCCGUCUACCGCUUCGGCUGCGAGGGGGAGCUCGCUUGCUCCGUCCAGGUUGAUCACCUCGACGACUCUAAUGGAACGCCUUCCUCGACAAUUCUACAAGUUGGGUCAUCCAGGGAAGCUCAGGAGUGGUUGGAUAUAUUACGCCAAGUAUCGCAGACUUGCAGGUCUGCUAGGCCACCAUUAGCCUUCUCGGAUUCUACCGUUAAACAUAUCGCACGCCGGCUUGAAGCGGAUAAGGACUAUUCGCCAGCCCACUUCCAGAUAUUUAGAAUCGUGCAAAGAUGUGGAAAGGUCCAGGGGAGAGCUGGGUCGAGCGAGGAUCUACACAAGAUGUACUCGACGAUUUGUUACCUCGUCAUCGGAAUACACAAGGUUCACUUUGUUCCCCUGCCCAAGUGCCCUUCCAACAACAGCAGGAGCACCACUUCACUCCUUUCCACUGCAACACCAAGCUCUCACGGGAUUCUAAAUCUCGUUGGGAUUGCAAUUUCGGAUGUGGACGAUUCAUUCACCCUUACCUUCAGGUAUACUCCCCGUGAAUGUUUGGAUGGAUGGAUGGAUGGAUGGAGCUUGGUGCUGACAUGUGGGUAAAAAAGAUCCCCUUGCAGGCCGCCGCAGAGGGUUCACCUGGCUUCUACUGAAGCCCCUGAAAUAAUACGGUCAAUCUGCCAAGCUGCAGAGCACUUACGUCCUAACUGGCUCAUCCCUCCAUUCUCUAUUGACAUACCGCAGAACAUGAAGGAUGAGUCGAUCCCGGAGAUCCCUCCGACCCCGGGUGAUGACUAUAACGGCUUUGACCGUACUCUAUCUGCUUACUGUGGGGACCACUAUCUUCGUGCCUUUACCCGGUUUUUCGCUAAUCUGUUCUUUAGGCACGGCUUAUGAUUUGGAUGCUUCGAACAUUGUCUAUGGAAUCCAUACCGAAGUGGAGGAUUCUCCUCGAUUCGUGCUCUACCCACCGGCCUACUCUAGGCGGCGCCAAUACACGGAUCUGGAGUUGCUUGCGGUCAUGAGGUCGCUUAGAUGGAACGAGGCGUUUGCUUCCUUAUCCUUUCGCGGGAUUAGUUUGGAGGCGUUACACGGCAUAGUCGAUACGCAUGGCACAGAGAAUGAGCCAAAUUGCAGUCGAUCCGGACGGCCUAUCGGCAUCAAGUCGGCUGGCAACAGGAGGUGUUCGCUCUUGAUACACGAAAUUCGGGCAUUGGCCCUAUGCAGCAGCAAGUUACGAAGGUUGGAUGUCUAUGAAUGUAUGAGACGAAAAACGCGCAGGGAAGACCUUGCUGGAACUUUCUCCCCCGAGGGCGGAUGUGGUAUUGUGGAAGCUGUCAUGCCAUUGUGCAGGAGAGGUCUAACAAACUGUGAUUGGUUUGAUCUGACGGGAAUCGAACUGGUUGAAUCGGAUCUUGAUUGGCUUGUUGAUGCGGCCGCCUCCAGGCUUGCCCAUUUCCGUGGUUUCGAACUUGCCCGCUGCGGCUUGACGGAGAGAAUGAUGACCCUGUUUCUCAACGCGCUGGCUACCCACGAGAACACCUUGGAAUCGUUGAACCUGUGCGGGAAUCCCGGCCGGAUACACGCCCCUAGUCUUAAUAAUUCGAUGUCCUAUUUUCCAUUUCUCAGGAAAUUGAACCUUUCACGGCUCUUACGGACCUCCGGCGAGGAUCCACUGCUCACGGCAGAGACAUUGCUGAGAUGGAGAUUGGAGGACUUGGACCUAAGGUACGGUCGAUGGCUUAAUUCUCGGAUAGUGUUUGCUAACUAGAAGUAGCGAGACAAAGCUUAACAAGGAGACUAUUGACGCCGUGGCAGCGUACCUUGCUAGCUCACAGUCCGACUCACUGCAUCACCUGACUCUUACUCAGUGCGGUCUGACCUCAAAGGAUGUUGCUGUGGUCAUGGGUUCAAUGUCACGAGCAUCGGGGAAACCAAGAAAUAUGCACCUCUACGUCGGGCAGAACCCGCUUUCAAAGCACCACGACGCAUUGGUUGAAUGCAUUCUUUCGGGGACUACUCCAUCUCACUUAACAAUGAGAAUGGUGGACUACCCUAGGGAGGAAAUGUUUCGGGAGUUCGUAACGGCAAUGACUGCCAACAAGACUAUCAGUUUUCUUGAUAUAUCCAAGGUCUCUUUGCCAUAUGAGGCUGGUCAAGACACUUGUGCCGCUCUGGGCGCGCUGUUCGCGAAAAAUUCCACUUUGAAGGAGCUUGAUAUAUCUGGAGAGCAAGCUGUUCUGGAAAGCGCUAGGUAUGAUUCUUCUAUUGCCACCGUUGUAAUGCCCUUGCUGACGUGUUGGAUAGUUUGGGAGCUGGACUUAUCAAUGCCCUGGGCCGGCUUUCUGAGAACAAGACUCUGGAAAUUCUGAGGAUUGAGCGUAACGCCCCCCCCCCCCCCACACAGUUGAUAGCCCUGGAUGGCUGCUUAUAUCUAGUUCAUAGUACAAUCGCUCGGCACUCCUGGUGCAAUGGGGUUGGCCUCCAUGUUAACAAAGAAUACCGCACUCAAGGAAAUUUAUUGCGAGAUGAAUGAGAUCCAUCUUCAAGGCUUCUCCGCCAUAGUUAAUGCUAUGGAACAGAACGAAACGCUACUAUAUCUCCCCCGCAUGGAUCGUGACAGGGUCGAGCACAUCAAAUACCUCAAGGACAAGUUGUUUCAGCCCAGUAAAACCGCAGUUAGAUCGGCGGCCAAUUACCAUAAAGGGAAGGACGGGAAGAAGGAGCACCACCACAAGAAGCUGAGAAGGUUGAACAAAGGAGAGAAGAAGGUAACCUUUGCGGAUGGCGUACUGGGGGCCACUGGGGUGGAGCAAAGCCUAAUGCUCCUCGACGAGAAGUGGGAGAGUGAGGCGCAGAGACUUGUCAAAUUCUUGGCCAGGAAUGCGCAGUUGCAUGACGAAAAACACAAUGACCGCGCCUGGGUAGUUCGUUGAACCAUUUGCUUUUGUUUUGAUUCUUUCACAUUCUUUCUCUUAUCAUUGGCUCUUUUGACCUUUCUUCCUUCCUUCCUCACUGCUGCUACGCCCUUUCGCUUCUCCUUUAUGGGUGAGUCAACAAAAAGAACUUGCUACUAAAAACUCCUUUCCACCUUUUUAAGUUGCCUGUUUUAUAUUUCAUCAGCAUUUUUACGGUUUUCAUAAUUCGCAUUUCAUCGGGUUCGGUAUUUUCUUCCCAUCUGCUGUAUUUCCUCACUUUUCCUUUCCUGGGUCGGAUGCAUAGGGAAUGGAGUUCUUGUUCAUUGCUUCUAGUUUCAUCUUUCUUUCUUUUCCUUUCUUCUUUUCUCCUACCCCUUUCCCUCAUUCCUACUCGCUCACCUUUUCCCACAUUGGCACCUAAACCCACUUAGUGCCGGGUGAAAAGAGAGAACAUCGAAAAUAAAAAUAAAGUUAUGAUGCAUUAGUCUUCAUCAGAGUUGGUGUUCCCAUACCGGUGGAGUAGCCAUCCUGUCCUACUCGAGUACGGUUUAUUAUGUAUACCAUCAUUGCGCAUGCGGUACCGGUAUGUAUGAUAAAGGAAAUGGGCUCGUACAGAAAUGUACUUGUGGCAUCAUCAUCUCCUAGCAUAUUUUUUCGCA
This is a messenger RNA of Tuber aestivum (summer truffle), 4647 nucleotides long. The record is from the annotation of a GenBank genome assembly. NCBI's taxonomy places the organism in Eukaryota, Fungi, Ascomycota, Pezizomycetes, Pezizales, Tuberaceae.